Oppia nitens is the source of this 1527-nucleotide messenger RNA. It is a transcript of the gene Bdp1, whose product is annotated as transcription factor TFIIIB component B'' homolog. The transcript has a single exon. Gene Ontology annotation, biological process: RNA polymerase III preinitiation complex assembly. NCBI's taxonomy places the organism in Eukaryota, Metazoa, Arthropoda, Arachnida, Sarcoptiformes, Oppiidae. Gene Ontology annotation, molecular function: TFIIIC-class transcription factor complex binding. Bases 226 to 1404 code for a protein of 392 amino acids. Gene Ontology annotation, cellular component: transcription factor TFIIIB complex. The record is from RefSeq and is a predicted model, not a curated record.
CGUGUCAAUCGAUUACCAAAAGUUAUCGUCUGUUUCGUCAAAACCGAUGACCCGGUAUUGACUGCACACACCUCUAACAGUGUGUUUGUGAUGUAAUGCACUUUCAGUAGAAAUGUUUGUUUGAUUUAAAUUUACUGUCAAUUGAUUUGUCGCUCGACUUAUGGUUUGAUUAAUUGAUUGUCAUUUCAAAGACAACAGUGAAGACAGUGACCAAACUUACCGAAGAUGUCUACGAGAAGAACUAAAAUGCAAUUUAAGCCCAAAGUGGCGAACCGUACGGUCAGUGUGGCCAACAAGAGUCCACAAAAAGUGACCACCGAUUGUAUCGACAAAUCCAACGAUUUGGUGGCCGAAGAACCCGCUAAAGAGCUGCAAAUUGAUUCCCAAGUGAAGACAGUACUGACACACACUUAUAACACACUUACCACUAAAAUAAUUAGAGUUUUAGAUGAAGAUAUUGAAACAAAAGAUGAUAAUAAAGACAAUAGCGUUGAAUUGUUGGACACCAUUGACCAGAUAAGUGAUAUUAAUGACAACAACAACAAACAAGUGACCGAUAGUGUGGUUGUUGAAGAAAUUACUCAAAACGUAACAAAAGAAUUACCGAUUGAAACGGAAGCCAACAAAUGUGAAACCGAUGACAAAUUGCAGAAACAAAUACAUCAAGAAAUCGAUGACAAUAACAACAAAAGUGUCGUAAAAGCAAUCAAAGAAACUAAUCGAAAACGAAAGACGUCUCGUAAACGAAACAAAUGCGAUAAGAAAGACAAGUCUAUGAUGACUAUGAAAGAUCUACUUCUUUAUAACCCACCGAUGACUGAACAACAAAAGGAAAUGCGAGACAAAGAUACAGAUGUAACUGAAACGCAAACCAAUGUUGAAUGCGAUGAAAACAAUGACACAAAGGAAGAUAAUAAUGAGUCGGAUGAGACAAAUGCUGGUCCGCGCGUUAAAGUUGGCGCCGAUGGACAGCUUAUUUUGGACGAAGAAUCAGUGAUCCUUAAGAGGAAAAGGAGAGAUACUAGCGAUACAGUCAUUGAAAAGGGUGGCACAACCUCUGCUUUUGUCAACUAUUCGUCUUUUAGAAACAAAAACAAAUCAUCAAAACCUCGAUGGACUGAACACGAGACCAUUCGCUUCUAUAGUGCUCUCAACACAAUCGGCACUGACUUUACACUCAUGUCUAACCUCUUCUUUAAAGACAAAAGAAGUCGUUUAGAUUUGAGAAAUAAGUUUAAGAAAGAAGAGAAAAUCAAUAAAGCGAUGAUCGACGAGGCAUUGUUCUCACCAAACACUUUCAUCAAUCAGUGCUCACAACUCGAUGAACUACUCAAUGAGUCUUCAUCUGAUUCAGACAUUGAAGACAAUAAUGAAUCCAAUAAACAAAGCAUAGCUAAUACUUAGUUUUAAACAUUGAAAUUAAUUUAAAUAUAAAUUGUUUGCAGCAAAUAAUUGUUAUAUUUUGUAAAUUAUAUCAAUAAUGUAUUUAAUAUGUUUAUAUCGUAUAUACUGUAUAUUUCUAAUUCC